GUCGCCUAUUUUUUUUGUGUCGAUUCUAGGUCUUCCUCUUCGCUCUCUGUACUUCCUCCUCUCAGAAUUCGAAACCCUCAUGGAUUCGCAUACCAACGACCCCAACCUCGACGGCGAAGCUCACGACAUAAACGGGCCAGACCACCGACACGAGGCGGCGGAGGAUGACGACUACAGCAGGUCCCAGCCUCACACUGGCGACGGCGCCAGUUCCGGGAAAAUCUUUAUAGGGGGUUUGGCAAGAAGGACUACUACAGCGGAAUUUAUUAAGCAUUUUGGUGCGUACGGUGAGAUUAUAGAUUCGGUGAUAAUGAAGGACCGGAAGAUGGGGCAACCCCGUGGUUUCGGGUUUGUGACGUAUGACCCCUCUGUGGUUGAUAAAGUCAUUGAGGAUGUUCAUGUUAUCAAUGACAGACAAGUCGAAAUCAAGCGAACAAUACCCCGGGGAGCAAUGGUUUCUAAGGAUUUCAAGACUAAGAAGAUUUUUGUGGGUGGAAUUCCAACAACCGUAAAUGAAGAGGAGUUUAGCGACUUCUUUUCACAGUACGGAGAGGUCAAGGAACACCAGAUUAUGCGGGACCACUCCACCGGGCGCUCACGUGGAUUUGGAUUUGUUACCUUCGACACAGAGCAAGCAGUGGAUGAACUCUUGGACAAAGGGAACAAGCUUGAGUUUGCUGGAGCUCAGGUGGAGAUAAAAAAGGCAGAACCAAAGAAGCCAAACCAACCUGCACCACCAUCAAAACGUUAUAAUGAUUCUAGACCUGCAUAUGGUGGUGGGUAUGGAGAAAGCUAUGGUGGAUUUGGAGGUGGCAGUUAUGGUGGUGCUGGUGGCUAUAGGUCAGCUGAUGCCUAUGGUGGUAGAGGCAGUGCUUAUGGAGGAUAUGGUGGCAGUGAAUUUGGCGGAUAUGGAGUAUAUGGUGGCGGUGGUGGCGGCGGUAUAGGGGCUUAUAGGGGAGAAUCUUCCAUAGGAUAUUCAAGCCGUUAUGGAGGAGCCUAUAGCAGGGGUUAUGAUAUGGGAGGUGGUUAUGGUGGAGCUGGUGAGAGUUAUGGGGGAUAUGGAGGUGCUGGCGGGGCAGCUGGUGGUGGUGGUGGCUAUGGGAGUGGCUAUGAUGCAGGUUUUGGAGGUGGAUACGGAGGUGGCUACGGAGGUGGUAGUGGAGCUUCCUUUUACGGUAGUAGAGGAGGGGGAUAUGGCGGUGCAGGUAGUGGCCGUUAUCAUCCAUAUGGGAGGUAGGUUUGUUGUAUUUUAGGAUGAAAAAAGAAGUCUGCAGCUAAAUGAACCUACCUCUGUAGCUAUUGGCUUCAAGUCUACAGGCGUAUGUUUCCGGUUUCUCACUUGGUCUCAUUUCUCUCUCUUUCUAUAUUUUGCCCCGGCGGCAAUGGAGGCCGGUAACCUUGUGUCAACGACGUUCCGUAUAAUCUUCUGUUGAAUUCUUUUUAUUUCAUUGAAGCCCUUUAUUUGUACCAGGACUAUGAGAUUAAAGGGACCUGGCAAUUGACAUUAACAGGCUGCACAUUUGUGCAGAUGUUUGCAUUCUCGCACUGAAUUUUAUUUCGUACGAUGGCAUAGAGACUGCCAUUAGUUCUUUUUUC
Molecule: messenger RNA, 1596 nt
Organism: Malus domestica (apple)
Lineage: Eukaryota; Viridiplantae; Streptophyta; Magnoliopsida; Rosales; Rosaceae
Source: RefSeq, a predicted model, not a curated record